CUGCAGUGAUUCGUUCCUGGCUGCGUCCAAUUUUUGCACCCAAGAGAAAAACAAAGAGUUCCCCUUUCUAGUAGAGUUUUUCGUUCCCCUUCAGUUUUGCCAGAGAUUUUUGUGUUAGAACAAGGCCAAGAGCAAGCCAUGGCGCCCUUGAGCCAGCACCAGAUUCGCCUCAGGAAGGCGCUGGCCACCAAGACCAGGCCCAAGACCAAGAUGCUCCCGGGUUUGGGCGUUAAACCCUCUGCCGCUUUCUCCAAGCCGCUGCAGCAGACCUCUGCUGCUGCCAUCUCCAGGUCGCCUGCACAGCAGGCCUCUGCAGUCCUCUCCAAGCCGCAGCCGCAGCCGCAGCAGGUUGUGCCGGCUGCGCAGCAGCCGCGGCGCCGCGUCCGCAUCGUGUACGAGGACCCCGACGCCACGGACUCGGACACCGACGACGAGGCCCCGGCCGCCGCGACCUCCUCCAAGCGCUGCUACGAGCUGUUCCUCGGCAAGGCCCCGCCCAAGGUGCUGCCAAAGCCGCUCACCCCGACGGCUGCUACUGCGGCGGCUGUCUGCACGAGCAGCGCCAACGGCGGCGAGGGCUACCGCGGGGUGCGCCUCCGCAAGUGGGGCAAGUGGGCGGCCGAGAUCCGCAACCCGUUCACUGGCAAGAGGGAGUGGCUCGGCACCUUCGACUCGGCGGACCUCGCCUCCACCGCCUACCAGUCGGCCUCCCGGAGCUUCAUCGAGGAGAAGCGGCGCCGCAAGGCCAAGGCCGCGCCUGCCUCGUCGUCGGCUGCCUCCACGCCGACCGCCUCCUCGUCGUCCUCCACAUCGGCUGCUCCGUUCGCGCACGCGUCGCCGUCGUCUGUCCUGGAGGCUACCAAGCCAGCUGCGGCGGCCAAGCCCCUGUCGCCUGAGCCGACACCAGUCCCCGCCACGGUGUCCACCGAGGCCGGCCAGCUGCCGGAUGACCCGGAGUUCUACCAGGACCUUCUGCGUGGGCUUCAGCUGCCGGACAUUGACCCGAUGGACUUCCGCGCUGGGCUCGACGCGAUGGACGUCUCGGAGGUGCCGGCUUACUUGGACGGUGAACAGGACCUGCUGCUCGGCGACUUCGCUGAUGAGGAGCUGGAGCUCGACAUCGACCUUGACCUCGACGAUAUCGGCGACGACUUCCUGGACAUGCCUGGCUGCGACUUCGGCCGCGGCAUGGAUGACUUCCUGCGGACCGCUGAUUUCUGCGUGUGAAUUAAGAGAGGUUUAAGCUUAUUAUUGAUAAAUGUUGGGAGUGUGCUGGGCUUGCCAGUGAGUGAGUGAGUGUAAUCCGUGCGUUGGGAGGGAGGAGACCAUCCUCUUGGGUUUUUCCCCGGGCAAUUCAGCCAGCUCGUGCCCAAGAGAUGCUCUCUGUUUUCCCUGAAUCUCCCAAGCACAUUAGCGUUUGAGAGAUAGUGAGUAUUUUUGAUAGGUUAAGUUGUGAUAAGUUAUAGCUGUGGCAUCUAUGUUUCUCUUAUCUUAGUUCGUCCUCUUAAGACAUUGUAGCUCGAGACAAGUCUUGUGGCUAUUGCCUAGUAUUAUGAAAAAGAAAAAUAAGUUGGCAUUA
Lolium perenne is the source of this 1579-nucleotide messenger RNA. RefSeq lists its product as uncharacterized. Gene Ontology annotation, molecular function: DNA binding; DNA-binding transcription factor activity. The record is from RefSeq and is a predicted model, not a curated record. Gene Ontology annotation, biological process: regulation of DNA-templated transcription. NCBI's taxonomy places the organism in Eukaryota, Viridiplantae, Streptophyta, Magnoliopsida, Poales, Poaceae.